Penicillium diatomitis is the source of this 2091-nucleotide messenger RNA. RefSeq lists its product as uncharacterized. Gene Ontology annotation, molecular function: zinc ion binding; ubiquitin protein ligase activity. NCBI's taxonomy places the organism in Eukaryota, Fungi, Ascomycota, Eurotiomycetes, Eurotiales, Aspergillaceae. Gene Ontology annotation, biological process: protein ubiquitination; ubiquitin-dependent protein catabolic process. The coding region runs from base 1 to 2091 and encodes 696 amino acids. Gene Ontology annotation, cellular component: nucleus. The record is from RefSeq and is a predicted model, not a curated record. The transcript has 3 exons.
AUGAGCAAUUUUUUAGCCUCAAUUUUGAUCGAGCUUGGAUUUCGUGCGCGUGUGCCAUACACAGCAGAGACUCGAGAACAAGGCCAGGCAUUACCCAAUGGAGAAGAAAUAACGUCGCCUACAAGUGUGAGCGGAGACUCCGAAACGCACAACCUUCCAAAGAAUCACAUCAGCAUUGAGCCUCCCAAUGGAAAUGCCGACCUCAUACCUGACUGUGUCUUCUUCGCAAGUUUACCCAAAGACAUGGAUAGUCGAACCCCAGAGCUGGAGAGUUCUCGGACUCGGACUCGAUUCAUCCAAGGCCUAGUCUUCGACAAUGAGCCGUCGGCGGCCACCAGCGUCGUGCCAAUUCACCAUGGCGAUGAUGAAGGAGCGAAUGCUCUAGUGGCAAAUGAAGGAAACCGUCAGCUCUCACAGACCGAUACUUUGGCACCACACAUCGAGGCAACAAGAAUCGACGGGACAGAGCAAUCAGAAGAGACAGCACAGACUGUGGGCGGACUCAGCCAAGCCAUGUUGCCUGCUGACGAUGGCAUGGGAUGGUUAAGGAAGCAAAUUCAUGCCAUUCGUGACUUGGAUCUUAGUAGCAACGAAAAGGCCCGUAUGGUACACGAGCUGAUGACUGCAAACUACAAGUCCUGUCACGUAGGGCAUGCCCUUUCUCCAACAACCAUUAAUGCGCCGCUAGACCUCCAGGAGCCAGGUCAUUUCCCGGAUUACUAUACUGCAAACGAGCAGGACCUAUCGUGCCACCUGUCAAGUAGCCCUUUCACUGCAGCUUCAGUCCCGCGGUCUGAGAUCUCGUUCAUUCUUAGCGCAAGCGAUCUACAACCCACAUACGCUCCAAAAGUUGAGCCGGAGUCACAAGCCAAUGACGGAAAUGAUGUAGAUGAUGAUGACGCCGACACAGAAGAGUGUGACGAAGCUGUUUUGGGCUGCCAGCACUAUCACCGCAACGUCAAAUUACAGUGCUUCGCUUGCAAGAAGUGGUACACCUGCCGGUUUUGUCAUGAUGCUGUCGAGACUCAUCCCCUUGUUCGGCGCGACACAGAAAACAUGCUAUGCAUGUCAUGUGGCUAUGCUCAGCCCGCUGCAAAAGUCUGCAAGCAAUGUGAACAAGUCACUGCUCAGUAUUACUGCGAUAUUUGCAAACUCUGGGACAAUGACAGCAAGAAGAGCAUAUAUCAUUGUCACGACUGUGGAAUCUGCCGUAUUGGUCAGGGACUCGGCAAGGACUUUUUUCACUGUCAGGUAUGCAGCACGCACAAAGUACCCAUCAAGAUUCUGAACCUAAGCCUGACCUACGACAGACAUGUUCGCAAAACGAUCACAAACAUGGAGUCUACCUUCAGAAAUUUGGACCGCACCAUUGAAAGCCAACCUAUGCCUGCAGAGUUCACGGAUACGAAAGCCUUGGUUUACUGCAAUGAUUGUGGUGCUAAAUCAGUUGUCAAGUACCAUUGGUUAGGCCUCAAGUGCGAUCUAUGUGAAUCGUACAACACCGCCCAGAUUCGGGUCCUGCAAGGCGAUGACGUUCCUGACAUAACAGAAAACAUGGAUGUUGAAUCACUGCCACCGCGACCCCGCCCAGCAUCGUUGACCCUACAAGCUGAGACUGUCAGCUCUUUGGCUGGUCUGAACCUGGAUGCAGUACCAGACCCACUUCAGCUGAGCUCUUCGCUAUCCACCGUCUCAGCUCAGAAUCCAAGAUUUGUCUCUUACAACAUAACUCAUGGACGGGCUAUUUCGCCUGUCGUUCGCAAUUAUUUUGGACUGCCCACUGAUCGUGAACCAGAGAAGCCUUCAUCAUUGCCAUUUUUUGGCAAUGCUUUCAGAGCUGAAGGGGAAACUGAUUAUGGGGCUCUGAAUUUCCUGAGCAAAAAGCUACGUGACCGGUAUGGAUUCCUGGCAGGUGAAUCUUCGAAUGCUGAGCACUCCGCGGCAAUUGCGGAGGAAGACGAGGAAGAGGAGGAUGAGGAUAGCGAUGACGGGUCAACCUCAUCAUCAGAAUCUUCAAUUUGUGAUCGCGAGGGUAACGAGGAAGACGAAGAUGAUGGUGACGAGUACAUGGACAUUUUCGGUCAUCGAUGA